Messenger RNA from Lotus japonicus, 1313 nucleotides. Its product is annotated as cathecol O-methyltransferase 1-like. Bases 45 to 1112 code for a protein of 355 amino acids. The record is from RefSeq and is a predicted model, not a curated record. Gene Ontology annotation, molecular function: protein dimerization activity; S-adenosylmethionine-dependent methyltransferase activity; O-methyltransferase activity. The transcript is spliced from 4 exons. Lineage: Eukaryota; Viridiplantae; Streptophyta; Magnoliopsida; Fabales; Fabaceae. Gene Ontology annotation, biological process: methylation.
UCUCUCUUUAAUUGAAUUUCUUAGCAUUCAAAUAAAAUCUCACUAUGGAUAAUUCACAAGAAGAAGAUGGCAUUGUUUUUUCCAUGAACAUGAUGUCAUCUAUGGUGUUACCAUUGGCAGUUCGAUCGGCAGUUGAGCUGGGCAUCUUUGACAUUCUAGGGAAAGAAGGUGAAGGAAUGAAGCUCUCUGCAAAAGACAUUGCGGUUAAGUUGGGCUCAAAGAACCCAGAAGCACCCGCAAUGCUGGACCGUGUUCUGAGACUAUUGGCUUGUCACUCCAUGCUAUAUUGUUCACUUUCUGAAGAUCAACAUGGGCCUGCAUCUCCUCAGAGGCUUUAUGGGCUUGCUCCCAGGUCCAAGUAUUUUGUGACUGAUGCUGAUGGUGUGACAUUUGGGCCUGCUUUGCACUUAAAUCUUGACAAGGUCCUCAUGGAAAGCUGGACCGAUUUGAGAGGAGCAAUUAUGGAAGGAGGCACUCCAUUCAACAGGGUUCAUGGCAGGCAUUUAUAUGAGUAUGCAGGUUCCGAUCCCAGGUUAAAUGAUGUUUUCAACAAAGCUAUGUCCAACAUUACCAUUAUAAUCAUGAAGAGUAUUCUUAAGUUUUAUGAAGGUUUUGAGCACAUCAAUAGACUAGUGGAUGUAGGUGGUGGUCUCGGGAUAAAUCUCAAAUUGAUCACUUCCAAAUAUCCUCAUAUCCAGGGUGUUAACUUUGAUUUACCUCACGUCCUAGAGCAUGCCCCUACAUAUGCAGGCGUGACACAUGUAGGAGGAGAUAUGUUUGAGAGUGUUCCUAAUGGAGAUGCCAUUUUUAUGAAGUGGAUACUUCACAAUUGGAGUGAUGAAUACUGCUUGAAAUUGAUGAAGAAUUGCCAUAAAGCUACUCCAAAUGAUGGAAAAGUGAUUGUUGUGGAGGAAGUUCUUUCUGUUUUGCCUGAGACAACAGUUGCUGCCAAGAGUGCUACCCAGGAUGACCUCAUAAUGAUGACUCAAAUCCCAGGAGGAAAAGAGCGAACCCAAAACGAAAUGACGGAAUUAGCAUUAGGAUCUGGAUUUAGUGGCGUUAGAUUCGUAUGUUGUGUCUCCGGCUUCUGGGUUAUGGAGUUUUAUAAGUAGACAUAAUAUCUAGUAUGGCUUAACUUGUUCUUCUAACAUCUGUCAUUGGAUUAGAAUUGUCAUGCCUGUAAAUUAACUCACAUAGCUAAUAUAGCAUCUGUUAAGGUUGAGUAUCAGCUUGCUGGAUGCAGAUUAUAAAUAUGGUGAUACAUAUUCUUUGAAGUCAUUCAUUUCAGUUCCAUGAACUCAAUUGCUUUUCUU